This is a messenger RNA of Penicillium subrubescens, 1374 nucleotides long. RefSeq lists its product as uncharacterized. Gene Ontology annotation, cellular component: nucleus. Lineage: Eukaryota; Fungi; Ascomycota; Eurotiomycetes; Eurotiales; Aspergillaceae. Gene Ontology annotation, molecular function: zinc ion binding. The coding region runs from base 1 to 1374 and encodes 457 amino acids. The transcript has 3 exons. The record is from RefSeq and is a predicted model, not a curated record.
AUGUCGUACGCCGUCGAGUCCAAGAAGCGCAAAUUUCAUCGCGUGUUGGAAUCCAUUUCAAAGCCCCUCACGACCGAAAAUGCCUCGAAAGCAUCCACCACAGGGCCCGCCACUCCGGCCCAAGACCGCAUUCCAGCCAAUCUCUCGAUCAAGAAGGUCCGGCUAAGCAGCAACGACACAUCCGAUUUUGCAGCUGUGCGCAACUCUAUCCUCAAGACCUCCGGACUCGCAAGUCGAACUGCAUCCCCUUCAACGACUACGCGCCCCACUUUCGCCCCUUGGGAUCGUGAACGAUUCCUCGAACGCCUGGAAACCUUCCGUCGCGUCGACAGAUGGACCUCGAAACCUGCUCCAAUAAAUGAAGUUCAGUGGGCGAAGCGAGGAUGGAUCUGCACUGAUGUGAUGCGAGUCAGUUGCAUCAGUGGCUGCGGCGGUUCGGUGGUGGUCAAGCUUCCGGAUGAGAUUGAUGAGCUUGAUGGAUUUGAUAUGGAGAAAGUUCAAGAGAGGAAGGAAGUCCGCGCAAAAUUAGUUGAAGAAUAUCAGAAGCAAAUCAUAGAAGGGCAUGGCGAGAAUUGCCCAUGGAGGAACAGGGGAUGUGAUGCUACAAUACAACAUCUUCCUUUAACCAAUACAGAGACAGCCAUAUCUGGUCUUCGAAGUCGCUAUCUUCAUCUUGCUGAGUUGGGUGACAAAUUACCAUCUCAUGACAGCAUCCAGACCCCAGAUGGCUUUGAUAUUGACAUUCUGAUGAAAUCCCUACCAUUAGACUGGUUCAAAGAGUCGAACCAAGCCUCGGGGACUCUUAACCCACCUCCCGAGGCCGACGGGGACACCAAUGAAACCGCUCCACAGCCAGCGGCCGAGUCCCCGCAAAUCAUCAACCAGGCAGCCCUUGCCAUGGCAUUCUUUGGCUGGGACUCAACCCUCGGUGGUUCCAAAGACCUAGCUGCAUGCAGGGCCUGCUUCCGCCGCCUCGGCCUUUGGAUGUACAAACCAAAGGAGAACGGCGAAGUCUCUGUGUACACAUCUCUAGAUGCAACCACAGAGCACAUGGACUACUGUCCAUGGAUUGACCGGUCAGCCCAGAGCGGGACCGGCAAAGCGAAUGAAAAGAUUGCCAAUCUACGCUGUGGAUGGGAAAUCGUUGCCGAGGCUGUCAAGGUGAAACACCGCAGACGAGUACGUUCUAUGGCCUCGGUAGAUACCCUUCGUACAGAAGCAAGCACUCCCUCUGCAGAGACACCCAGUGAGGAGGGUGCUGGGGAUGAAGAGACGAAAAAGGCCGCGGACCGUGAGUGGUGGGCCAAGAUUCGUCGCAUGAGGCAGCUUUUGACCCAUAAGUCUCCUCGGCGCAAGCCUAAUCAUCCCAAGUGA